Cannabis sativa is the source of this 6229-nucleotide messenger RNA. RefSeq lists its product as uncharacterized. NCBI's taxonomy places the organism in Eukaryota, Viridiplantae, Streptophyta, Magnoliopsida, Rosales, Cannabaceae. The record is from RefSeq and is a predicted model, not a curated record. Bases 633 to 5633 code for a protein of 1666 amino acids. The transcript has 10 exons.
GAUCCCAUUAUCUUCGGCUCCCUUGUCUGAAAAAUCAGUUUUGUAUUUCUCUCUCAAACUUUCUCGGCUGUUCACAAUUACAUAAAGUGAUUUUCAUCACUCUUCGGAGAGAGAAAGAGAGAGUGAGAGUUUCAGAGCUUUGUAUUGUGAGAAGCAUUCUGCGUCGUCGUUUUGAAGAUUUGAAGAAUUUGUAUAUAUAUAUAUAUUUGUACGUGUCUGUGUGUGAAAGAGAGAGAGACAGUUUGAUCGUGAAGGAAAGUGGAAACAACGCCGUAAGUCACACGCUCUUGAAUAACCCUAACACUCUUCUCUCAGAUCACUAUAUUACUGAGCUUCCCAACUGUACCUUCAGCUUGUUUUGUCUUCUGGGUCUCUGUAAGUUUUGUUUGAAGCUAGCUGGUUUUCAUGCUCGAGCUUCCUUGUGGUGUGAUUGCAAAAAUAAAAUGCUCCGAUUGUGAGUGAGUUUCAGUUUGAGGUACACUUGAACUACGAAUUGCCUUCUAAGCGCAUCAAGUUUGUGUUUAAGAAGAGUUGGGACAAUGAAGUGGUCCAGUCCAUCAUGAUUUCUUCUGGGGACAUCACUAUUUUCAUAUAGAACAUAAUUAACAAGUAAAUUUGUCAUUGCAUAUUUAAUGCCUGGUAACGAAAUUGAAGACAAGAUCCGCAUCCUUUACGAGCUAGGAAACGUUUCCCUGGGUCAGCAUCGUUCCCAAUCUGUAGAUGACAGCCAUUCAGUGCUUAUUUAUGAUCAAUGGCUUGAAAAACAGAGACAAAGCUUCAAUCUGAAGAAUUCUACUGUGGAACAAUUUGAUUCUUUCAGAGGUCAUGGUAGUGAACCUUUGAGUCCUUUUGACCAAAACUAUGGACAAUCAACUCAAAGACCUGACUUUUAUAGAAGUGAAUCCAUCAAUCAAGAGCUAAAUACACAUGGCUUUAUGCUUGAACAACAGAAUUUCCAGGAAAAGCAGAAUCAGUUGGACUUUUUGGGGGACAUCACAGGUGCCAUCCCACAUAAUUUAAUGUCAAGAGGUUUAUCUGUUCUUAAGUCUCAGCAAGAAUAUGCACCAGUGGACAGUCCCACCCUGACAACUAAUUCAGAAAGGUCAGAAAUGACAGAUGCUUCUACGGAAUUUAACUUCAUUGGAGGCCAGCAACAUGUAAGUGGCCAGCAACCAGGUAUUCAUCAACCUACCCCAGUGCAGCAGUCUGGGUAUAAUGAUGCACAGUUGUUACAGCAACAGAUAAUGUUGAAAAAACUUCAAGAACUUCAGAGGCAGCAACAACUACAACAAUUUGGUGAUGCAAGGCAACUGAACUCUCUACAUCAGCACUCUUCACUCCCAAAGCAGGCUUCUGGAGUUCCGUAUUCAACACUCAUUAACGGAGCACUGGUUAAUGAUGCUUCACAAAUGUAUAUGAACUGGGUGCAGCGGGGUGCAUCUCCUGCAGCACAAGGUAUGUCUAACAGAGAUGUUUUUUCACAAGAGCAAGGGCAGAAUCUGCGGUCAAUGCCUGUGGUUUCUCAGCAGUUUGAUGUUUCAUUAUAUGGUACUCCUGUAGCUAGUGCAAGAGGUACAACAAACCAUUAUUCUAAUGUCCAGGGGAUGUCACAUGAUUCUUCUAAUUUGUUAAACAAGGUCAGUGGCGAAACACAAAAACCUGUUGUUCAAUCAACAGCAGGCAGUAAACCCUUUAUAAGUGGUCAAUGUACUAUUUCACCAGACCAGGUUAUAUCCAAAAGUGGACUUCAUGGGAAAAAUAUGUUUGGGCAAGCCCCUUUUUUACAGGAUUUACAUAGUAAUACUACUGCUACUUUUGGAAAUUCCCUGCUGGAAAGAUCCUUACAAGCAAAUGCAUCACUGCAUGACCUUACCAGAAAGCAAGACCUAGUUGGCUGGCCUGCACCCUUACAGCAAAAAACAAUGCAGCAUGACUCUUCAAAUGAUUUGGUUUCCCUAGAUCCAAUGGAAGAGAAGAUACUUUAUGACACAGAUGAUAAUGUCUGGAACGAUUCAUUUAGUGGGCACAGUGACAUGGAUGCUGGAGGCUUUGGCACUUUGGAACAAAUAGAAACUUUAAAUGCAUGUCCUUCAAUUCAAAGUGGCAGUUGGAGUGCUCUCAUGCAAUCUGCUGUUGUAGAAGCUUCAAGUAGCGAUACUGGGUUGCAGGAAGAGUGGAGUGGAUUGACGAUUGAAAAUGCAGAACUCUCUACUGAUAACCGGACAUCGAACAUCUUGGACAAUGAUAAGCAACAGAGAGAUUGGACUGAUAACAAUCUGCAGAAUGAAUCAUCACUGAGUUCUAAAUCCCCGAUUAUGCUCAAUGACUCUAGUGUUAGUACUAGCUUCCCUGGAUUUCAUCCCACAGGCACUAAAUUCAUGACCAAUCAGAGGGAAGAUCUUUGUCAGGAGGACUCACAUGAAUCUAUUCGGAACUCUCCCAAAGACACAAGGUUGUGGUUGGAUUAUAAUCCUCAACCCACAUUACCUAAGGAAGGAAAUGAGCAGGUUCAGCGAUUUCUGCACCCAUGGGCUGGCCAGAUUAAUAAGGUUUCAGAAAAUAAUGCACAUCAGCAAAGUAUACCAUCAUACAAGACUGAUAGAAGUCCAACUACCAAACCUGAAGGUCAUACUAAUGAAGCCAUGUACAAUAAAAGCGAUUCGGAUGGAUUUCCAUGGAAGGCUGGCACUGAUAGUGAGCUAACUUCAGUUUUUAGAUCAACUGGAGGGUUUACACAACUACAAUCUGAUAAUGCUCUGCUGAGCAAAGAAAGCUCACAUCUGUUCAACUCUUCUGCUGUUUCAGCAUCACGCAUAGCCAAGCCUCAACAGGAAACCAGUCAACAAGUUGCAGAUGGUAAUCAGAUUGAUUACAUGAAACAAGUUAAAAUAUCUAUGAACAAUGAGGAGAAUGAAAACAUAGGAGUGAAACAUUAUCAGAUGGGUAAUAUCUCUAAUGUUAUGCAGAACUCUUACAGUGCUGCUGAAACUUUUAGACAGCAGCAGAACUGCUAUCCAAGGGACAACUCCUAUGACAGUUACAGCCCUGAAGGAUUGAAAAUCCAGAAACAAGUGCAUACAGGGCAGUUCAAGUUUAUGGGUGAUGUUUCUAGCUUGAACAAGGGGCAUUUACCCAAUCUUCUAGGAAACUCAAGAGGUGAUUUUGAUGUAUCUGCUAACUUCCACAGAUCAAUGGGUUUCGGUGGCCCAUUUAUAAAUGCUCAAACAAGUCAAGAUAUGCUCCAGCUUCUUCCCAAGGUUGACCAAUCAAAGGAAAAUGUUGCUGUAUCAGGUUUUGGCUCCACUGGUUAUAGUCCUUCAUAUGAGUUAUCUAAGACUGGAAAUGCUCAAGGAUAUAUUGCUCAAACUUACAACCAGUCUUCUGGUUCUCAAGGUUUUUCUUUGAGGCUGUCUCCUCCUCAACGGGUAGCUAAUCCAAAUGGUCUGUUCUGUCAGGGAUCUUCACAAAAUUUAAGUAAUCUCAAUGUUAGGCAUGGACAUUAUGAUCCAGGAGAGAAAAAUCAGACCCAGUUGAAUUCUCCAUCAUCAUUUCAGUCACCACCCGCUUCAAAUGAGUUUUCUCCAAGAGACAGAUGGGAUGAUAAAUUUAACAUUGCAGAGCGCAUGGACAUGGCCUCAUCUCUGUAUUUACAUCAAAGUUCUGUUGCAGCAAUGCCUUCCAUUCCUCCUAUUUCAAGAAAUCAGCUUCAAAUGCAAUUCAUGUCCAAUGGACCUACAUUUUACCCAUCUCAGGCAACAUUGCAUGAUACAGCACAUCCACCUUUUAACCUUGCCUCAUCUCAAGAUACUUCUCAACAUACACACACUAAGACUUCCGGUCAACAAUUUCAAGGUUUGGAGGCUGUCGCAGCGCCACAGUUUCCUGUUGUAUCCAACAUUCCUCAACAGGGUGGGUUUUCAGGGAUGCCACAGAGUUUGCUGACAAAUACACAUCAGCAUCUCUCUGCUAUGAAAUCUUACAAGGUUCCUUCCAGCAAUAGUACGGAAACCACUUUAUUGACUCAACAGGAGCCAAAUAAUCAACAUUCUCAGAAAGCUGAAUAUGACCCAUCAAGAUUAAGCACAUCUUCCAUAAAUUCUCAAGGCUCUGUCUUUGAUGAAGAUCAGUCAAUUGAAGACGGGUCCCAGAAGCUUAAAUCACCUAGGGUGCUUAAAGCUUCACAGGCAGGUGCUAAGAGUGUCUCAGACAAAAUUAACUCACACCAGCAAGAUCUGGACAGAUUACAUCAGACUCAUAGCCAUUCACUGACUACCUCAGAAAGAAGUCACGAGUCCCUCGGCGAUGCAUCAAAACCAUCACAUGGUUUCCGUCAAAACUACUCCUUGCUACACCAAGUGCAAGCAAUGAAGAAUGUAGAAACUGGCCAAAGUAGAACAGUUCUAAAUGCUCAACGGCUAACUGCUAUACCAGAACGUCAGUCAGCAUAUGAUCAUCAUGCAACAUAUAAUUCAAUGGAUUCUGCAUUACAUGUUAAUUCAUCAUGUGGAGACACCAAAAUGGCUAUCCAAGAUAUACCUUCUCAAGGAAUGGUUUCAUCUCGUCAGAAUGAUUUUCAUAGUCAACCUAAUGUCCCCAUUGUGAUAUCUAAUAAUGCAGAAAACUCUUUAGCUAAUCUAAACACAGCGCCAUCUUGGUUUAAGCAGUAUGAGACUUCAAGAAAUGGGCAGAUGCCACCAAUAUUUGAAGCAAAGCUUGCAGAUACUGCAGGCGUGCAGUUCUCACUUGUAAAACCUUCUCAGACCUUUGAUAUUCAUUCUUCUGUGGGAAGGCCAAAUGUUUUAGAUGCUACUCAGAGUGGAGUUUGGCCUAGUACAACGACAGCUGAUGUUGCAAGUAAAGCUUUUUCAGCUUCAAAUAUGGCAUCUUCAGCUGUCACUGACCAAACUGUGGCUACCGAAAGACCAAACAAACGCAAAACUAUGGCCUCUGGGCGUUUACCAUGGCACAAAGAAGUGACACAAGGUUCCAAGAGGUCUCAGGAUAUUAGUAUUGCGGAACAAGAGUGGGCACGAGCCUCAAAUCGACUGAUUGAAAAGCAGAUGGAAGAAGAUGCUGGAGUUAUUGGACUGCCAUUGCUUCGAAAAAAGAGAAGGCUCAUCUUGACAACACAGCUUAUGCAGCAGCUGUUUUGCCCUCCUCCAGCUCCUGUUUUCACUGCAAAUGCUGCAUUGCACUAUGACAGUGUGAUAUACUAUGUUGCUAGAUUCUUGCUGGGGGAUACGUGCAGCCUGGUCUGUGGCAAAAGAAAUGAUUUGGGUGAACCAAUUAAUGGUAACAUGAUCAUAGAGGAGCUAAACAAUUCUGAGUGCACCGAUGUCCAACAUUUUUCAAAAGCUGUGGAAGUUCUGACCAGCAGAUCAAAGAAACUGGAAAGCGACUUGCUAAGCUUAGACAAGGCCACUUCUAUUUUAGAGUUAAGAAUGGAAUGCCAAGAGUUGGAAAAGGUGUCUAUCGUCCAUCGCUUUGCCAGGUUCCAUACCCGACCACCUGGUGUCUCUGGGACCACAGCUUCCUCUGAGACGACUACAUUAAACCCGUGCCCUCAGAGAUUCAUCGUUGCAGUUCCAAUGCCUGAGAAUGUGCCGGAUGGGGUACAAUGUCUUUCACUGUGAUUAUCAAUUAAUUGAUCCCCUUCCCAAGUGAAUCCUCUUUUCCUUUUUGUUGAUGUACAUGGUGGCAACCAAGAAAGAAGAGGAUUGAAAGUGUGACUGAGGCUGCUGUUCAUUUCUGAACAAGGCCACUUGUUGUCAUUUUUGAGAAAGUACAUAUUUGUUUUUGUAUAUUUUCACGGAACCAAGGAGAAUAGGUAGUACCCCAAGUAAGAUUUUCAAAUAGCCAAGGGGUAGUUGGUAGUAUGGUAUGGGUGUCUCUUUAGACUCUAGUUUCCUCAAGUUGCUACAUAAAUUUAGUUUAUACCUAAUUAAAAUGGAUACAUAGUAGCUGUGGCCAUUUUGUUCCUCUUUUUUUCUGGGUUUACUUUUCACCCCCUUUUCAGGUUCCUUUCCCAUGGAGCCUUGUAGAACUGAGGAGGUGGUGUCUUGAAGGGCAAGCAGUUACACUUUUGGUUGGAAAUAUGUUAAAAGGUACAUUUUAGUUGUAAUAUUGUUGUGCUAUUUUUUCCCUUUUUCUUUUCUUAAAUAGCUAGACUAGUUCCCCCAGAUACUUUUUUUCUUAAAUAAAAUAAAAGGGUUUCAGAAGCUUUUGGUUA